This is a messenger RNA of Metarhizium album ARSEF 1941, 423 nucleotides long. RefSeq lists its product as uncharacterized. The transcript is spliced from 2 exons. The record is from RefSeq and is a predicted model, not a curated record. Bases 1 to 423 code for a protein of 140 amino acids. NCBI's taxonomy places the organism in Eukaryota, Fungi, Ascomycota, Sordariomycetes, Hypocreales, Clavicipitaceae.
AUGAGUCAAGAGGGAAAACCGCCGUACCCCCCGUUUACCGCCGAGACGGCACGGAUCAAGGUCAAGGCAGCGCAGGACGCAUGGAACACGAGGGGUCCUGAUGACGGCGGGCUGGCUUACACGGCCGACUCGGUCUGGCGGAACCGCGACCAGUUUUUCCAAGGCCGUGACGCCAUCCGGGAAUUCCUCUCCGGGGAGUGGGAGAAGGAGCGGGAAUAUCGCCUGCGGAAGGAAUUAUUUGCCUUUGGGGACAGUACAAUCGCGGUCCAGUUCUGGUACGAGUGGCACGAUCAGUCUGGCCAGUGGUGGCGCAUCUACGGACUUGAGGACGGGACCUUCGCAGACAAUGGCUUGACGAGGAAGCGUCAGAUGAGCGCAAAUGACGUCAAGACUGCCGAGGGAGAGCGAACGGCGUCGACGUGA